Microcebus murinus (gray mouse lemur) is the source of this 3354-nucleotide messenger RNA. It is a transcript of the gene CYB561, whose product is annotated as cytochrome b561. Gene Ontology annotation, molecular function: oxidoreductase activity. Gene Ontology annotation, cellular component: lysosomal membrane. NCBI's taxonomy places the organism in Eukaryota, Metazoa, Chordata, Mammalia, Primates, Cheirogaleidae. The record is from RefSeq and is a predicted model, not a curated record.
GCUUCCUCCAACUGGAAAGAUAUCCUAACAAACUUUCUGUUCUUGGAGGGUUCAAGCUUGGUCACUCAGAGGCAGUGUGCUGAGCGCAGUGGACACCCUUGUGUGUCCUGGCACGUGCUUGAGAGUGUGUUCUGCGUGUAAGGGGACGCCGGGUCCCCAGAGCCCGCCUUGGCCAUUGCCUGCGGGAAGCCCACAGUCUAAGCGGACCCAAGCAAGCAGCUCUCCCUGACUCCUCUGCCGCCCAGAACCUUGGAGCUGGGAGGGCGGGUCAGGAGGGGUGUCCUUUAGCUGAGACUGGUUUACGUCCACAGGGGAGGAAGUCCACUGGGGAGGAAACCUCGUUUCCCCCUAGGCCGCGUGAGUCUGGCCGGGUACCCAACAGGAAAGAACUCUUUGUUCUGAGCUGGGCCCGUUACUACCCACAAAAUUUCCUGGACAGGGGGCUUGGACCAGGCUGCCGAAGGGCCUGGAUCCGAGUCUUGGCCGUGGCACCCUCUGGCAAGGACUAGGCCUUUGUGAGAGGCGGCGGCCGCCUCGGCAUGGAGACCGGCGCAGCGCCCAUCCCCGCGGCGCUGCCUUACUUCGUGGCCUUCUCCCAGCUGCUGGGCCUGACCGUGGUGGCCGUGACUGGUGCUUGGCUCGGCCUGUACCGGGGUGGCGUUGCCUGGGAGAGCGCCCUGCAGUUCAAUGUGCACCCGCUGUGCAUGGUCAUCGGCCUGGUCUUCCUGCAGGGGGACGCCUUGCUGGUUUACCGCGUGUUCAGGAACGAGGCCAAACGCACAACCAAGGUGCUGCACGGCUUGCUGCACGUCUUCGCCCUCGUCAUCGCGCUGGUCGGCUUGGUGGCGGUGUUCGACUACCACAAGAAGAAGGGCUAUGCUGACCUGUACAGCCUGCACAGCUGGUGUGGGAUCCUCGUCUUUGUCCUUUACUUUGUGCAGUGGAUUGUGGGCUUCAGCUUCUUCCUGUUCCCCGGAGCUUCGUUCUCUCUGCGGAGUCGCUACCGCCCCCAGCACGUCUUCUUUGGCGCCACCAUCUUCGUCCUUUCCGUGGGCACCGCCCUGCUGGGCCUGAAGGAGGCGCUGCUGUUUAAGCUCGGGGCCGACUACAGCAAGUUCGAGCCCGAGGGCGUCCUGGCCAACACGCUGGGCUUGCUGCUGGUCUGCUUCGGCGUGGUCGUGCUCUACAUCCUGACUCCGCCCGAGUGGAAGCGCCCUUCCCAGGCUGAAGAGCAGGCUCUCUCCAUGGACUUCAAGACGCUGACGGAGGGGGACAGCCCCAGCUCCCAGUGACGGCCUGCUCCAGUCCCGUGGAGCGGUCUGGCGGUGGAGCCCCCUCGGUUCUGGGGGGGCUCUGAAGGUGUCUGUUUGCCCACCCCCUGCUGAGGCUGGGCGUCCUCAUCCCCAGGAUUGGUGGCUCCCGGGGAGGGGCUCAGGCAGGGUGGGUGGGGAGUGUGGGUGCAGCUGCGUCUGUUUUAGUGAUUUCCCGGUAGGGCUUGUCCUCUGCUUUCCCUUUGUCGCUGCUGCUGUGGACAGUCCAGCUGGUCGUGUAUAGGCCCCUUGUCCCUAUUGCCCCUCCCUUGCAGAAGGCUUCGGGGAGGGUCUGGGUGUCAGUCCUGAUCACAGAAGCACAGACCCCAACGGAGGAGUUGGAGAUGGCUUUGCGCUGCGGCACACUGUAGCCAAGGGGGUUUACCCGAGGCGCGAUCAUUGCUAAUCGAAAACUUCCCCGUGCCCCGCCAUGGCGACUUGCAGUAGAGUUGGCACUGGCAAAUUUUGACAGUCCCUAUGGGGACCGAGUAAAAGAAAAAAAAAAGAGAAGACUAAAAUAUUUGUUAAAUAUUAAACAAAAGAAGAAAAAUAAAGGAGUUGGAGAGUGGCCGCACCCUCAGGCAGCAGAGGCCUGAGGCCAGGCCAGGGACACUGAGCGAAGGCUGCUGCUCUGUGUGCUGCUGAAUUCAAGCGGGGAGUCCUAGCUGAGUGACACGUGGUGCAGAUGACCCGGUCCUUGGCAGCUGAGCAAGUGAUACUAUGCGUAAAGUAUGUUGAUUCAGAGCAGGGGUCCCCAGGAGAGGGGAGGGACGGCCCAGAGCACUGGAGAUGUGGCUUUGGCCCUGCUGCAGCCUUUAACCCUCUCGCCCCAGGACAGCCCUGCUGGGGGAGGGGACAGAGGCCGGUGACUCAGAGGCACUUCCUCUUGGCAGAUGAGGGCAGCCUCAAUAGGAGGGUGCUCUGGACCGUGGGGUGUCUUGCAUCUCCCUCCUGCAGGGCCUGCCGCCCCACUUCCCAGCCUGGUGUCCUCUCCAAGCUGCCUCGGCACUGCUCAGGCUGGGAGGUGGAGGCACGACCCUUUUUAUUAUUUUUUAAAUGAGAAGCUGCCACUGCUGCCUCCUUUUGAUAGAGCCACAAGGGGCUGCUUGCGGCUGAGCCCCUCCAGCUGGAGCUGUCUGCUUCUGUUCGGGAGCACAAGUCUCCUCUCUUACCUGGGGCCCCUCUGUGCAGGGAGCCAGGACUGAGUCAGAAUCAGAACCGUCCCCUGUGGUGUCUGGACAUCACUCCAACUCCAUCAAGUGUGUUGUUAGCUGAGUCACUGUUUGACUUCAGUUUAGAAAUAAUGUGAUUAGAGCAUUGAUCUCGUGCUUCUUAGAUGUGGCAAAUGCUUUCUCCUUGUUUCCUGAGCUUUGAAGAGCAGGACACAGUUUGAGAAAGACACAGUUUACUUAAGUAAAGAAAUUAAGAAAAUUUCCAAACCUGAGUACCAUUCUUUUAGUGGUUGCCUUUGUCAUACCUAAAUGCUGCCUUAGAGAAACGGGCUAGUCUCCUUUAAUGCUCGGGUUCCUAAUAAUUGGCUUUUGCCAUGGAUCCUAUCUUAGCAACGAUGGCAAUGUCACUUCUGGGAGCAGGUGGCUGUGGUCCUGUCCCUUCCCCAGCAGGGCCUGCCCAGGCACUUCCCAACCCUCCCCACCUCCUCCCAGCUUGCCCAGAUGAUGGUGUUCACCUCCCAUUUAGAUUGUACGCUCUUUGAGGGCAGGGGCGCUAUCGACUCUUUAAUCACCUGGCGCAUACGUGUAUAGUGAAAUGUUUACAUGUGGGAAAACUCCACCUUAGACAAGCUACCAAAGUACAGUUAUGUAUCUCUCUUGCCACAGUGCUACAUAGAGAAAUGGAACCUUAGAUUUGCAAUAGAGGUUGUAAACUGGUCUGUUUGCCAAAGUGUAUUGCUAAGAAGCCAAAGAAGGCCCCCCAAAGCAGAUCUGUAAUGGUUUAUUUUAUUUUGCUUGUGGCCAAUCUUCUGUGAAGUGCAAUGUACUGUUGGUGCAACAGAUGAUUCAAUAAAUAUCUAUAGCAGACCUCG